Telopea speciosissima is the source of this 1726-nucleotide messenger RNA. Its product is annotated as 4-coumarate--CoA ligase 2-like. Gene Ontology annotation, molecular function: CoA-ligase activity. The coding region runs from base 75 to 1703 and encodes 542 amino acids. NCBI's taxonomy places the organism in Eukaryota, Viridiplantae, Streptophyta, Magnoliopsida, Proteales, Proteaceae. The record is from RefSeq and is a predicted model, not a curated record. The transcript has 7 exons.
CUAAUCUUCGAUACUGAGAUCUUCAUAUCUUUCUCCCUUUCAUUGAAACCCUUUCUCUCUGCAAAUUAUUUCUAAUGGAAAAGAAGCAAGAAGAGUUCAUUUAUCGAUCAAGGCUUCCUGAUAUUUAUAUCCCAAACCAUCUCCCUCUCCAUUCUUAUAAUUUCCAAAACUUAUCCCAAUACAGCUCUCGCCCUUGUUUGAUCAAUGGACCAACCGGCAAAGUUUACACUUACGCCGACGUCGAACUUAUCUCCAGGAAAGUCGCCGCCGGACUACACAAGCUCGGUAUUCAACAAGGUCAGGUGAUCAUGAAUUUGUUACCGAACUCGCCGGAGUUCGUGUUCACAUUCCUCGGCUCAUCAUAUCGUGGCGCUAUCACAACCACAGCAAAUCCCUUUUACACACCAGCGGAGAUAGCUAAGCAAGCAAAACUUGCUAAUGUUAGACUAAUUGUCACACAAGCUAGUUACGUUGAGAAGGUAAGGGACUUUGCCCAAGAGAAUGAUAUUAAGAUAGUUUGCAUUGACUCAGCUCCAGAAGGUUGUUUACAUUACUCCGAGUUGACUCAAUCCGAUGAGACCGAGUUACCGAGUGUUGAGAUUGAACCGGACGACAUCAUCGCUCUACCAUUCUCAUCAGGAACAACUGGGUUACCGAAAGGUGUUAUGCUUACUCAUAAGAGCUUAGUUACCAGUGUGGCUCAACAGGUUGAUGGUGAUAACCCUAAUUUGUAUUACCACAGUGAAGAUGUUUUGCUCUGUGUGUUGCCUUUGUUCCAUAUCUAUGCACUCAACUCGAUAUUGCUUUGUGGGUUACGAUCCGGGGCAGCGAUUCUGAUUAUGCCCAAAUUUGAAAUUUGUGCACUCAUGGAACUGGUGCAAAAAUUUAAGGUCACCGUUGCUCUGUUGGUUCCGCCGAUCGUCUUGGCAAUCACCAAAUGCACUAUUGUCGACAAUUACGAUCUUUCGUCGAUCCGAAUAGUGAAAUCUGGUGCUGCACCUAUGGGGAAGGAACUUGAAGAUGCAUGUAGAGCUAAGUUUCCCAAUGCCAAGCUUGGUCAGGGAUAUGGGAUGACUGAGGCCGGACCAGUUCUAUCAAUGUGUCUUAUAUUCGCGAAGGAAUCAUUUGAUAUAAAACCCGGAGCAUGUGGAACCGUUGUUAGGAAUGCUGAGUUGAAGAUCGUCGACCCAGAGAAUGGAGUUUCGCUUCCUCGUAAUCAGCCUGGAGAGAUUUGCAUUAGAGGGGCCCAAAUCAUGAAAGGGUACCUCAAUGAUCUAGAGGCCACAGAGAGAACCAUUGACAAAGAGGGUUGGCUACAUACAGGAGAUGUUGGCUAUGUUGAUGACGAUGAUGAGCUAUUCAUUGUGGACAGAUUGAAGGAAAUAAUCAAGUACAAAGGGUUCCAGGUAGCCCCUGCUGAGCUUGAAGCGAUGCUCAUCGCUCAUCCAAAGAUCUCUGAUGCUGCUGUAGUCUCCAUGAAAGAUGAAGCUGCCGGUGAGGUCCCAGUUGCAUUCGUCGUAAAAUCAUCGAACGGUGGCUAUGAUGUCACAGAGGAUGAAAUCAAACAAUACAUCUCAAAACAGGUGGUGUUUUAUAAAAGAAUCAACCGAGUCUUCUUCAUCGAAGCCAUUCCAAAGUCACCAUCUGGCAAGAUCCUACGGAAGGAUUUAAGAGCAAAGUUGACAGCCGGUGUUCCUAACUAGUUAUAUUGAAAGCAACUCUAUCA